CGCCAUCAAGUAUUCGUAGCGGCUACACGUCAACAUGUCAGAGAAACAAUCAUCACCCACAUUGUGGGAAGAAUUGACGAGUCCCAUCAACUUAAUACUAGUGUUUUUCAUUGUGUACCUCAUUUAUAAGAUCAUAAAAUCGAAAUUCACGACUGUUGAAGUAACUCCGCCGCCUCCUCCAUUACCGAAGUUAAGAAAAGAUUUGACCGUAGCCCAAUUGAAGAAAUAUGACGGCACACAAGAAGAUGGCAGGGUUUUGUUAGCAGUCAAUGCAAUCAUUUUCGAUGUUACCAGAGGCAAGCGUUUUUAUGGUCCCGGUGGUCCUUAUGCAGCGUUCGCGGGCCGAGAUGCGACACGAGGUCUUGCCACUGGUCAGGUAUCAGGGGCAGAAGGGGAGUACGAUGACGUCAGUGACCUCUCUCCCGAUGAAGUUGCCUCUGCUAAAGAAUGGGAGGAGCAAUUUAGAGAAAAAUACGACAUCGUGGGACGUCUCCUGAAGCCCGGUGAACAACCAACUGUGUACAGUGACGAUGAGGCCGAACCUGUGGAAAAGAAGACACAAUAAAAUUAAACAACACUACAAGUUUUUGCCGCAUUUGCAAUUCAAACUACAUAGAAAGUAAUUUUACAUGUUAAGUGCUUGUUACUCGUUGUAAAUUUUGUGUCAUAUUUAUGUGAGCUUAUGGAUAGUGGUGAUCAGAAUCUUUUGAAAAAAGACACUCACUUUAUCUUUAAAGUAGUUCAUUUCAUAAGAAUGUAGUCAACCUGUCUGUAAUUUACAUAAUUUCUUUAUUGUUUUAUUAUUGUUUGUGUUCAAGUUUUUAUAUAACAAUGCAAGUUUAAAUAGUAAUAUUAUCAAUCGAUAGUAAAUUUAUAUCAUUUGACACGCUCUAAUAAUUUACCCACUUAAAGUAGUAAGUGCAAUAAUUAGUAAGGAUUAUUUUCCCACAGGUCCCACUCAACAGUGGGGUAUCAUUAAGACGAUAAGGGAUUAUCUUGGAAAUAAGCAAACCAAUAAAGAAUUAACUAAAUAGUAAUAAUAAAUUUGUGCUCGUAUGAAGCAGUUGACACCAUUUAAAAGAAUGUUAAGAAAAAAAUUUAGGUGAUUUUUUUUAAAAUAAAUAU
Hyposmocoma kahamanoa is the source of this 1125-nucleotide messenger RNA. Its product is annotated as membrane-associated progesterone receptor component 1-like. The transcript is spliced from 3 exons. The record is from RefSeq and is a predicted model, not a curated record. NCBI's taxonomy places the organism in Eukaryota, Metazoa, Arthropoda, Insecta, Lepidoptera, Cosmopterigidae. The coding region runs from base 35 to 565 and encodes 176 amino acids. Gene Ontology annotation, cellular component: membrane; endomembrane system.